This is a messenger RNA of Amaranthus tricolor (Joseph's coat), 942 nucleotides long. RefSeq lists its product as uncharacterized. The transcript has a single exon. The record is from RefSeq and is a predicted model, not a curated record. The coding region runs from base 1 to 942 and encodes 313 amino acids. NCBI's taxonomy places the organism in Eukaryota, Viridiplantae, Streptophyta, Magnoliopsida, Caryophyllales, Amaranthaceae.
AUGGAAAAUGUAUCUCCAAGUAUAGAUGAUUUCUAUUCAUACUACACAAGUGCACCAACUAGUCCUAGGAAAUAUAAUUAUCUAGAUGGCUUCUUAUUUCUUAGUAUGCCAACUAGCCCUACAAGGAAUCGGGUCGGAUUUGAAUCCGGGUCAAUUACACCCGAGAUGUCCGAUAGCUUCUCUCCUUAUGUCGAUAACUUUGAAUUCGAAGGGAGCAAGAGGUUUGAUCCCUAUGAAAAUCGGUUUGGAACGAGUCGGGAUCUUUCUAUAGCGUAUGCUGAUGAGUUGUUUUGUGAUGGAAAAAUGCUUCCCUUAAGACCCCCACCACGGGCCCAAUGCACGAGGCCCAAUAAAGGGAACAAUUCGACUGCAUCAUCCUCUGGGGGUCGAGGGUCGAAACUCAAGGUGCCAUUCUUGAGGCAAAGGAGCUUGUGGAAUGAUGGGUAUGAUCCCUUCUUAGAUGCAUUAAACAAGGUUAAGGAAGGUAAUGAUAUGGUAAGUCAACAUAGAAAGAAGGCCCAACUAAGACGGUCCAAAUCCCUAUCACCAUUUAGAAGGCCCAAUGGGUCAACGACAUGGAAGAGUACUCACAUACAUAACAAAAUGGGCUUGAGUCCAAGAAAAGAUGUUUUAGGCCCAUUAAAUCCUAUUGUUUUUAGGCCCAUUAAGGAGACUAAAGAGGAAAUGGGAAAUUUUGAAUCCUUGGAGUCUAGGAAGCAAAGGAUCAAGAAAUUCUUAUUGAAGAACUCAUCCUUUGGGAAAGAAGUAAAUAGAGAAAAGAGAGAACAUAAAACUCCAUUGUUGCUAAGGAAAUUGUACACUUCACAAAGAUCUUGUUCGAUUAUUAGGAUUUCUAGAGAAAUGAAGAGUUUGAUGAAACAUAGAGCUAGGUUUUUCUAUUGCUUGGCCAAGCGCUUUGGUAUCAAAAGCUCAAAAAAAUGA